This is a messenger RNA of Paramecium sonneborni, 741 nucleotides long. The record is from the annotation of a GenBank genome assembly. Lineage: Eukaryota; Ciliophora; Oligohymenophorea; Peniculida; Parameciidae.
AUGGACUACUCUAAGCCAAUAAUAAGGAAAAAAAGUAAUGCAACAAAUUAGGCAUAAGAUAAGAACAAUUCAAUUCCACCUAUGAUAAAUUCAGAUAGAUUGAUUUGUAAUUUAUAAAAGAUUACAUUGUUGGAUAUUUUAGAUCAAUUUGCAAGAGAUUCUGAAAGCAAAAGUAUAAUUGAGAUUUUAAGAUCUAUAAUUGGGAUUGGAGAGACAGAAGUAGGUGUUAAAGAUGAAUAUAAAGUUAAUAAUUACAAAGAUAACUAAAAAUUAGAGUUUAACGAUUAAGAAAAAAAGAAAUAUAGUUGUGAUUAUUCAAAUAUAAAAUAAAAGGAUUAUAGAGUAGAUAAUUAAUAUGAGAGAGGAAGAUAUGAUGAUAAAAAUAAUUAUACAGAUCGACGUGAUAGAAAUGAUAAAUAUGAGAAUUAAUUUAGAUAGGAAAGAAGAUUUAAACAUGAUAACUAAGAUAGAUAAUAUAAUAGACAUGAUAGAAAGGAUAAGUAUGAUAAGUAUGAUAAGUAUGAUAAGUAUGAGAGACAUAAUAAAUAUGAUAAAUAAUAUCAUAAUGAUUCAUAUAAUAAAGGGAAGGGAGAUAUAAAUAAUAAUGAAAAUGAGACAAAGUAUAUAAAAAGUGAUUGGACUAUAAAGAUGCAACCAGAAUUAGAUACAAAGGAUAUAUAUAAUUAGAAAAUAGAUAAUUAAAGUUAAGCACCAUAGUUAUCAAUAAGUACUCCAAAAUGA